AUGUUGCGAUGUCUUCGGUUCGCAGAGGAGCACUCUGGAGAAGGCAGCACACUGCACUCUCGGUUCGCACCAGGGUAUGCGCAAGUUGAUUCGCGUCUCGGGCGAGUUGCCCCGAAGCGAGGGCGCCACCGCGUCCCGCUCUGGUUGAGCGGGCUCCUCAAAGGGAAGGUCGCUCGAAGUCCACCACCAGCUGCAGACGAGACGCGUUUGCAAGCGUCGGCUGUGAACAAUCGAAAACGUCCUCAAGACAACUACGGAAGUGCAACCUCGAAUUCUGUCGUGGCAGUAUCGAAUCUAUUAGAAACACGUAGCAAGAGCCUGAGCGUUCGCCGCGGGCUCGGCAAGCUCACCCUGAAUGAAACGGAUCUCAACUUUGGAGACCCACUCCAACCAAACGAUGAGUACGGUGCGAGUUUUGAGUGCUGUGCAGAGGCAGAUGAAGCUCCUACCGCGUACUCGACUGCAGAACGACAAGUGAUGGCUUGUAGUAUAUCUGCCGGAGAGGCAGGCGAAACCAGCUAUGAAACUCGACAGGCCGCGGCCGAUUGGAAAUCUCUCAAACAGGAAGACGUUUCCAUGAAAUCCUCUCGUAUGGAAUCGGGUGUCUCGCGUGUUAUGCAAGUAUCUGAUUGUCCGACAUCUAAUAGCUUUGGAACUGGCUCUGGCCUGAAAGCGAACCAUCUACAAUUUCUCCGUACAAUCGGAAGCGGUUCCUUCGCAUCUGUUCAGCUUGCCAUGUACAAGGACAAAUCGGAGCCGAUAGCGAUAAAGAUCAUUGAUUCAAGCUCGCAUCGUGCUCAGAUACGAAGCGAAGUAUCCGUCUUGAGAAUGGCCCGAGCGCACGACUGCGAAAACAUCGUUCAUUACCAUGAAAUCGUCGAGGACGGAAACAGGGUCAUGAUUCUUAUGGAGCUUAUGGACGUCGGAAGCAUCGACGGCUUAUACCGCCGAUCGUCCGUGAAGCGGCUGUCUGAAUCAGUUGUACGAGCGAUUGCGUGGCAGACGCUCCGAGCACUCCAGUUCGUCCACAACGUCUGCCAUCGCGUGCAUCGGGAUGUGAAGCCGUCCAACCUUCUGUUGAAUCGUCUUGGGCAAGUGAAACUCGCAGAUUUUGGUCUAUCUUCAUCAAUAUCUGUGCAGAAGAAUCCUCAGAAAGAUAAUUCCGAUCUCGGAGUGCACGGACCAGUUCGGGAAGGGAAAUUCGUCGGGACUUGCCUUUAUAUGGCACCCGAGAUGCUUCGCGCGAGUCCUUACGAUUACCGAGCGGAUAUUUAUAGUCUUGGAAUCAGCCUCCUUGAGUGCCUGCAAGGGAAGCAUCCAAACUAUGAUGACUAUUUGGGCUGCAGAGGACACCUUGACUUGAUCGUAACGCUGCUUGAAAAAGGAUCGCCUGAAAUUCCGCAGGAAAUUCGCCUCAGUAGUAACGCUCGUAACUUUCUUGCCUUAUGCUUAGCCCAAGAUUACAGGCAACGUCCGUCUUGUCAAGAGUUGCUCAAGCAUCGGUGGUUUGAUCGUCUGAAAAUCCCAAAGGCUCCGAUCAAAAACGCGCACCUCCCAGCUCCGAGUCGGUCCGCGAGAUUCACAGAUUCAAUGCAUCAUUGCACGAACACAGUCAAACGGAGCAAUUCACCCUUUCCGGGACGUCCAACGGCGACCAGAGAGGAUAAGCAGGUCCUUUCGAGACCGAGCCUCGAUUUGAAUAGCAUGCACGGAUCGCUACAUCCUGAAGGGAUUGAUGCGGUUCAAGGGCGACGGACCGCUUCCUGUUUCUCAGACUUGGAGCAACGUAUUGCGGAUGAAAACUCGAGGGAAGAAAUCGCCGUAUUUUUGCGUUUACUGGGCAUCACGUUGGAUGGAUCUAUCCUACAGGCACCGCAAAUGCGUUAG
Molecule: messenger RNA, 1887 nt
Organism: Cyanidioschyzon merolae strain 10D
Lineage: Eukaryota; Rhodophyta; Bangiophyceae; Cyanidiales; Cyanidiaceae
Product: probable MAP kinase kinase
Exons: 1
Coding region: 1-1887 (628 amino acids)
Biological process (GO): protein phosphorylation; MAPK cascade
Molecular function (GO): ATP binding; MAP kinase kinase activity
Source: RefSeq, a predicted model, not a curated record